Messenger RNA from Gongylonema pulchrum, 476 nucleotides. The record is from the annotation of a GenBank genome assembly. NCBI's taxonomy places the organism in Eukaryota, Metazoa, Nematoda, Chromadorea, Rhabditida, Gongylonematidae.
AUGGCUCAUUCUUCGACAACCGAAUGGCCGCAACUGAAUCGGCCCACACAUAUCAUCCAAAUGGACAGAAAUUUAUUAUCAAAUCGUUUCAUCUUAUUCUCCGAAAUAACUACAGAAGCCGUAUUUUCGCUUGAUGACGACAUUACAGCACUUAGCGUUGAUGAAAUCGAAUUCGCUUAUCAGGUUCGAUUGCUUUUUUUUUUAUUUCAUUUCGCAUCGUUCGUUAUUAGACUUGUUAUGCGUUUUUUGCAGCUAUGCAAUGCAAAAACGCAUAUUGGGGUUGUCUGUGUGUCCGUGUAUCUGUGUGUACAUCUGUUACACACUUUCAUCUCAAGACCUAUAAAAUCUACAGGGCUGAAAUUUCGGGAGCUUAAUCUAUAUGCAUGGGCCGGCCGCAAUCCCCAAAAUGGACGCCAUCAUCCUUGCGGUUCCCGCAUACGGGCCCGCCAAAGUUUUUUUUGGGUAAGUUCAUAACU